ACUCUCCUGGGUCCUGACUAACUUUGCCUCUUUGAAUGAUUCAUCCACUGAGGGCUGGUCUGUGGGGCUUCUGGCCUUGUUACCCUCGGCGGACUUGCAGCUAUUUUAGAAACUCUCAUCUCUCCACGGUCUUCGAACCAGUGACGUGUUGACUUUCCCCCUCUCGGAGUGGUCAAACACUUGUGACGGAUGGCUUAUUAAUCUAUGGACCUGGGCAUUCCUUCCCUGUUUGGAGAGGCUUUGUUUGAGCCAAUCAGGUUUGCCUGAAAAGACAGAGGAAAGGAUAGAAACAAAGCCCCUGCGUGUGACUCAGAGCACAGUGAAGACAUCAGAUUAGCUUCAGCAGUUUUGAGGGGAACUUGUGGUUGCUGCAUUUUUGUUGGUCAUCAGGAUAUGGAUCUAAAGAACACUGAACUAUCUGGACAAAAUCUAGAAAAGAUGGAGCAGGAUCUGUAGUUUGGAAGACUUUAAAGAGGAGUUUGUCGAGAUUAUAGAUAUGGAUAUAUUAAGAAACCACAAAAAUCCAUGGGUGCUGUAUGAGAUGGAAGUGCCACACAGCAGAUUUUGUGAUCCGGCCUGUGGAGUCAGUCCUGCAGAGAAACUGAGCCCUGAGCACCUGCAGCUCCUGAGAAAUGCAUUUACCUGUCCAAAAGCUGAAAUACAGAUGCACGAAAACAGGUCGGAUAGAAGAAGUGGAAGGAACAGAGGAGGAAAUGAAGAGCGUGGAAUAAAGUUUGACGAGUUUCGGGAGGUUCUGAGGUCUGUGAUUGGUCCAGAUAUUGAGGACAUAUGGGUUGAGAGAUUCUUCAGUGAGGUAGAUAUCAGUUGCACCGGGGUGGUGAAGUGGCAGCAGCUGUGUUCCUACCUGCUUCUGGAGUACACAGAGAGAGAGAGAGCCUCCAUCCCCAGAGCAGCUCUGCUGGACUCCCAACCGCAGAUCAAACACUGCUCUCACAACAAGCGAGAACCUACAGUGCGUGUGGUUGCUGUUUCCCAUCCUCCUCCACUCCGCUAUAUUAGUGUCAGUAAAGGGGGUCAGAUCACUGUCUGGAACAGCAGCCUACACAUCCUCAAAAGUCUAGGGCUUGCCGGAGACCCAACAGAGGAAGUGGCCAACACGAGGAGAUUCAGAGGCUGGACCACUGAUGCCAUCUAUAUGGGCAAUGUCCACAAGGUCGCCAUAGCAACCAACUGCAGGGACUUGCACUUUGUCAAUGUCUACACAGCCAGUGUAUUUGAAGAUGUCCAUCUGUUUGGGUUUCGUAGUGUCCCGACUGCUCUUUGUUACUGGUAUGACGUUCAGUGUCCAGAGCAGCCCUCUCUGCUGCUACUGGGGGAUGAAAAAGGAGGAGUCCACCUCAUGUGGUUCCUGAACCCGUCUAAAGGUCUGUUCAAGAAUCAUUCCAAGAAAGAGAACGGGCCACAGAGGAUCUUUUUCCCAGACCUGGGUGAACACAGAAACAUGGUCUCCUACCGUCACAUCCCCAACAUCCACCAGGAACCAAUCAACAGAGUGAUGUUUGACCCCGGCACCAACGUAAUCAUGACGUCAUCAGAAAGUGACACCACCUCUGUGGUCUUCAUUAAUGUGACACUGAAGCAGGAGCCUUAUGUUUGGAAAUUUAAGCAGGGAGCUAAAUGUUUUGACUAUAAUGCAUCUCUGCAGCUGAUGGUCACAGGAGGUUGUGACCGAGCAGUCCGACUGUGGACUCGAUUUGUGACCACACGUCCUGUAGCUACACUGCUGGGUCAUCUCACCACUGUGUUGGAUGUUGCAAUCUAUCAACCUGUUGGGCAAAUCUUCAGCUACUCCAGAGACGCUGAGCUGAGGGUUUGGGACAUUUCCAGCCAUCACUGUCUGAAAACCGUCUGCCUGCAGUUCCCCUGCCAGCAACCGGGUCGAAUCCCAGAACAUGGCAACUUCCCCUUCCUGUUGGUGAGCACUCCUCUUUCUGAGCCGUCUCAUUUAGUGGUGGGAUGCAAAGAUUACCUGGCGCUGCUCAGUCUGGCUGAAACAAGAAGAGGAGGGGGCGGAUUGUUGACGGAUGAAGGAAGGGAACCUGGACCAAAUAUUGGAAGUGGCCCUGCCCUUUCCUGCGCUCUGUACAACUCCGCUCUGAGACAGGUGGUGACUGGACACGCAGACUCAUCCGUGUCUCUGUGGGACGUAGAGUCGGGGAGGAGGCGGCUUCAGAUCUUGAAUGCACACGGAGAAGAAGAACUCACCUGCAUGGCCCUAGACUCCUCCCACAGAAGACUGAUCACUGGGGCUCGCAAUGGCACCAUAAAGGUGUGGAACUUACUUAACGGCCUAAACUUGCACAAACUGGAGCCCGUCACCAACUCUGAAGUCACCGGGUUGACCUGUCUCCAUGACAACCAGCUGCUGGCCGUGGGUUGGAGCCAGCGGCUCGCUCAGUACGACAUUGCAGCUGCCAAGGAUUUGUAUGUGAGAGCAGACAUGUCGUGGAAGUCCAGCAGUGUCCACAAAUCAGACAUCCUGGCUGUGUGUCAGUGCUCUGCCCUGGGGGUUGUUGCCACAGCGAGCCAUGAUGGAGAGGUCAUCAUCUGGAGGCUGGAGACGCAGGGACCAGUGCUCCACCUGCACGGGCCGACACAGAGAGGAGUGGUGCCCCCUGUGGACAGCCUCUUGUUUCUGCAGCACCGAGCUAGCAACAGAAAGCUGAGAAACAGAGGUGUCCUGGUGUCAUCGCAGGCCGGCUGUCUCUGCUUUUGGAGCAUCACCGGACAGACGCACACUUAUGGCCAAUUCUAUGCUCCAGAGCAGCCAGGUGAGCGUGUGUUGAGCCUGAGCUCAGACCAGCCUAAAAACACCAUCCUGGUCUCUGGAGACACAACAGGCUGGCUUCAGAUCUGGGACAUCUGUCACUUUGCACUGGACAUCCAACACGAGCCAGUUUGUGAGCGGCCUCCUCUGCUGCAGUGUUGGAAGGCUCAUACGAGAGCGUUAGUGAACGUGGAAGUCCUCGAGGUGGGUGACAGAUUGUUUGUCCUCACAGCCUCAGCUGACGGAUCUGCUGGACUAUGGACUGUGGACGGUGAUCAUGUGGGUUCUUUUGGGCAGGAAGUGAUGUGGAAUAUCACCAGUACGUACCAGAAGGUGACGCUCCGUCCUCUUGUUACACCUAGAGAAAAUGGCAAAAAUAAGUGGAAACGGUGA
Morone saxatilis (striped sea-bass) is the source of this 3181-nucleotide messenger RNA. RefSeq names its product WD repeat-containing protein 49. The transcript is spliced from 15 exons. Gene Ontology annotation, molecular function: protein binding. The coding region runs from base 497 to 3181 and encodes 894 amino acids. The record is from RefSeq and is a predicted model, not a curated record. Lineage: Eukaryota; Metazoa; Chordata; Actinopteri; Moronidae.